UACAAUUCAGUCACUUUUUGAACUGCUAAUAAUCAAGCUUUUGCCGAUGUUUCAAAACCAAUUAAACUUUAGCUACUUCUUGUUCUGACCCAAUUUAUUUAUUGAAUUAGUGUAAUCAUCGAUGUGGAUAAGUUUAGCCGUCCAAAAGAAUAUAGUACUACUUUCUUUGUGAAAUUAAGUAGUACAACAAGAGUUCCUAAAUUUCAACGCCUCCUAGUUUGUUUUCUCAGCACAUCUUCCUCCAUUUCCAAGCCCUUCUACUUAAUCUUUCUUUGCCCAUUUUUCUGUGUCAAUGGAUAUACAAACCAAGAAAUUGAAGUGUCAAUCUGAACAAACUCACCCCAGAUAUGGAUUUAAUUCCCUACCUCAAGAAAUUGUCCUUGACAUAGUUUUCAGGCUCCCAAUAACAUCUUCAGUCCAAUUCAAGUUUGCUUGCAAGUUUUUUUACAACUUGUUACGUGAUUCAGAGCUUGUGAAUUUGCACCUGUCUCGUGCGGUAAAGAACAAUCCUUGCAUUAUUUUUCACGCGGAUUAUCCUUUAAGGAAUCAGCUCUACUUUCUUGAAUUUUCUGAUUAUGAUAAGGAAGAGGUUGUCAGGAAAAUCAGCAUCCCUUUUGCUAACUCUGUGCCUGAAUUUAGAGUGGUUGGAUCAUGUCAUGGGUUAUUGUGCAUAUGUCAUUCUAUGUUUAGUAAUGAAAUUUAUGUGUGUAAUCCUUUUACAAGGGACUACAAAGAGCUGUAUAAAUCAGUAGAAAUUUGAGGUGCAAAAAGUGUUUCUUGGAUUUGGUUUUCAUCCUAUUACCAAAGAGUACAAGGUGAUCAAGAUCAUAAAUUAUGCAAAUAUGUAUAAUCAUGUCUCUUGGCGCUAUCGUAGAUAUCGACCUCCUUACUUUGGUAAAUCAGAUGUUCAACUUCAAGUAUUUAGUCUUGGUAGCAACAGGUGAAGUGUUGGGGAAGUUGUUUAUGAUCCAAGUUCUCAAGGAGUUAUGCUAAACGGGAAGAUGCGUUGGUUGACUCAAUUUGGUAAGUAUAAUGGGCGUCGUGAUAGGCUUAUCGCUUCCUUUGAUUUAGAUAAGGAGGUAUUUGCUGUAGUUCCAAAGGUUGAUUUUGUUGCCAAGCCAAGAAUUCACAAGUUUCAUCUAGCAGUUCUUGGAGAUUGUCUUGUCGUUGCUCUAACUUUACCUCGCCAAAAUGGUGGAGGAAUAGAAAUUUGGGUAAUGAAGGAAUACAAUGUGAAAGAAUCAUGGGUGAAGGAGUUCAUAAUUGGAGCUUAUACACCAACUCCAAACUCUGCCACUCGAAAUUUGCAACCAUUGCCCCACAAAUAGCAGCUGAAUUGGUCGUUAAAAUCUGCUGCUGCCCAGUCGACAUUGCUCCAGACUUGUUUGCAAACUGCUGCUGCCCAAUCGACUUUGCUCCAGGAUUGCUUGCAUUCAACUGCUGCUCAGUGUUUGCGUUCAACUGCUGCUGCUGCUGUCCAGGUAGAUUUAUUACUGGAAGACUAGCAGUUGUACUGCUCGACAAGAUCUGCUACUGCCCAAGCUGAUUUGCUACUGAAAAUUCUUGCAAAGUUGUUCCAGGUGUCUUAUCUUGCUGCCUAGUCUUAGGAAUAAAAUCAGGAGCUUUAGCAUUAAGCUUGCUUCCUGAUCCUAACUUAGAAGAACUUCCUUUUUUUGGAAAUGAUAGAGAACCUACUGAUAACAUCUCCUCAUCACCACUACACCUCUCACCUUCAUCAGUAGAAUCCUCCGCAAAAUCAACUCCACAGUCUUCUUCCUCUGUGGUUCUUUUUUGCUUUUUAUUAUUAAUAAAACUAGCCCUAGGCACCUGCCUAGUGGAUUUGCUUAAAAA
Nicotiana attenuata is the source of this 1851-nucleotide messenger RNA. Its product is annotated as F-box protein At3g07870-like. The record is from RefSeq and is a predicted model, not a curated record. Lineage: Eukaryota; Viridiplantae; Streptophyta; Magnoliopsida; Solanales; Solanaceae. The coding region runs from base 987 to 1328 and encodes 113 amino acids. The transcript is spliced from 2 exons.